Messenger RNA from Entrophospora candida, 283 nucleotides. NCBI's taxonomy places the organism in Eukaryota, Fungi, Glomeromycota, Glomeromycetes, Entrophosporales, Entrophosporaceae. The record is from the annotation of a GenBank genome assembly.
AUGGAAAUCAGUACUAUAACAAAAUAUUUCAAAUUCAUUACAAGAAAUCCUGAUGCAAAUGUUGGUCUCAACAAUUGGCUGGUAAAGGAGUUGGUUAAGAAAUGCAUGCAACAUCAAAAUAAUAAUGAAAAUGAAGAUGAUAUUAAUGAAAUUUAUAAUGUUAACAAUGAAAGUAUCAUUGAUGAUGAUGAUUGUGAAACUUAUAAUGAUGUUGAAGAUGACACUAUUGAUGAUAAUAAUAAUGAUGUAAACAUAAUUGAUAUUGAAGAUGAAGAUAAUACAA